GGUGAAUGGCUGACUGAUUUGGUGCUCGGAGUUGGCACCACGAAAGUGCCACAACCGUAUGGUGUAGCACGGAAGUGGACUAAUUCAGUAGCAUCGAGAAAGUCUUAUGCAUGUGGACAAAGGAUUGACAACAAUGAUGAUGAGACGAUAGUCGAAGACGUUGGGAAUUCGAAAACAGCAACUGUUCGAAGUGUUCGUCAUUCGAUGGAUAGCGCUAUCACGAGACCAAUGAAUGAUGUAUACGCCAAUGUUGGUGAAACAUAUGUAAUGGCCGAAACAACGACAGCAACAACUCACGAGGAAGAGAUGGCCGCCAGAGCUCUGAUGGGCUUGAGCAGUGCCUCGGUAGCGACAAAAAUGCCCACAGAGAUUCAUCAAAGCCCUGAAAAAUUGACAUCGUCGUCAUCAGCACAACCGGUCUCAGUGAAGAAUGCAGUAGAAAAUGAGGAAAUAUCGCAUUCAUCUUCUCAAACCGGCAAUGAUACAGCUGGUACUCAGAGUCUGUCUCUGGAUGUACCACACACUGGCGUGCCUGCUGUGUUGAAGGGAACCUUCAAUGAGUCAUCAAUCGAAAAAAUCACCAAUGAAGGAGAUACCCACAACGAGAGUACUCUUGUGGCUACACGUUCGAUGCGUGAAGAAAUGUUGAAUUUCCUUGACGCUUCUUAUGGUGGUCAUGCAAAAGCGCCGAAGAGUAAUCGAACGUUGUUCUCUUUCAAAACACCGAAGAAAACUAACGCAGGAAAAAGUAAAGUUGACAUCAGACGGCAUUCGCAUCAUGUGGCAACAGCAACGACAGCUCAGAAAGAUGCUGUUUUCGAAAAACGUGUUACGAGUACACCGUAUUCGGAAGAUCAACCACACGUCUGUCCUCGAUUCGCUGCACAUCAGGCGAGAUCGCUCUCACCAGCAAGAACAAAACAGCAGAAGAGUGCGCCGUCAACCCCUGUGAGUGGUUCCCGCAUGGUGCGUAUUGGGCCUGGCACACGCAUCCUCCAUUCACCAGUUGUGAAUGUGGCAAAAGAAGAUAAGUCUUCGCCAUUCCGAGUGCCCAGCAUUCCGAGCACCACUCGUCGAUCACAGACCACAUCAGUGGCUUUGCAACAGAUCGCUGACUACAAAUCACCGGUAGGAAAUUUGAGUCAAUUCUCAGUUUUGAGAAGAUGCAUUGUUUGUGAUUAA
This is a messenger RNA of Anisakis simplex (herring worm), 1182 nucleotides long. The record is from the annotation of a GenBank genome assembly. NCBI's taxonomy places the organism in Eukaryota, Metazoa, Nematoda, Chromadorea, Rhabditida, Anisakidae.